AUGCUGACCCACUGCACGUCACGCGUUCAGUUCUACCACGAGUGUGGCCACGUGGAAGAGCUUUCCACCGCCCAUCGAAGACAAUGCAAGGCAUACCUUUCCCAAUUAUAUCCUACGCACAUUCCAUCUCCCGAUAUCUAUUGGGAGCCCCCCUUGUUGGCUCGACAGAAUGGGUCGACUUGCAAGAGAAGAACCACGACAGUCUACUAUGACGGCACCAAUUUAUGCAAACACUGCAAGGAAAGCCCAGAAGCAGCGUCCACAGCACCAUUGCCCGAAUCUGUUCUUCAAGAGAGCAGACUGCUGUGGCGGAGACUUCAUCUGGAGUCUAUGCAGGCUAGGGAUGAAACUGUUAUAGCUUUCACGGGACUCAAGAAAGAAAGAGAGGCGCGUGGAAGGGCGCGGGAGUGGGAUAUGACACCAGAGGAGAGACGAGAAGAAUGGCUCAAGGAUUUUGCAGCCUACAGGGCCAAAGAAGAACGAAAAGGAACGCCGAUGAGUGAGCGCUUGUUUGUGAAAGAACUCCCUGACCAUCUCUGGGGUAUCGAUUGGAACAAGUCUUACGUUGACUGGGAUAGCACAGGAAUCUUCCGUCUCGUCAAUGCCGACGAGGUUGCGAAGAACGGUAUGUGUGGAGUGUGUGAGGAGCCUCUCAAUGUGGAGUCCGCUCGAAAACUUCCCUGUGGUCAUGCCUUCCACAAGGACUGCUGUGUCCCAUUUCUCGAGGACGAUUAUGAUGGCUGUGAUUCUCAUUGUCCGGACAAAGAAGACGGGUGCAAGGGCGAGUGGACAGUCAAAACAAUGCCCUCCUUCCACUGGGAUUCUGUUUACCCAAAACACAAAGCCCACUUGGGCACCGCUGCUUGGGACAAUGCUGGGCUUGACCGUUUUAGACGCUUCAAGACAUGGAUUCGAUGCAUGUCUGAAAGUUAG
Messenger RNA from Hyaloscypha bicolor E, 933 nucleotides. RefSeq lists its product as uncharacterized. The transcript has a single exon. The record is from RefSeq and is a predicted model, not a curated record. NCBI's taxonomy places the organism in Eukaryota, Fungi, Ascomycota, Leotiomycetes, Helotiales, Hyaloscyphaceae. The coding region runs from base 1 to 933 and encodes 310 amino acids.